UCCGCUUCGCUGCGCCCGUCCUCGUCAAAAGAAACCGACAACCAGAUUUUUUUACAACAAAUCCCCUUCCUUCGCUAAUAACGGCGCCACCGGUAUAGUUGCUGCUCGUCCCUCGGGAGCGCCGCGCGGAAACCCUAAGCCAGCCAGCCGGCGAGGCGAUGUACCCGGCGGGGGCCAUGGUGGCGGCCGCGGCGGCGCCGGCGCGCCAGGCGGCGUCGCGGGUCGACAAGGCCACCAGCCACCUGCUCAUGGGCCCCGACUGGGCCGUCAACCUCGAAAUCUGCGACAUCAUCAACGCCGACGUCUGGCAAACAAAAGAUGUGGUAAAGGCAGUGAAGAAGCGAUUGCAACAUAAGGAUCCGAAAGUUCAAUACUAUGCUUUGACGUUAUUGGAGACGAUGAUGAAGAACUGUGGAGAAUAUGUUCAGUUUGAAGUCGCUGAACAGCAUGUUCUGCAAGAAAUGGUUAAAAUAAUCCAAAAGAAGAACGAUAUGCAAGUAAGGGAUAAGAUAUUAUUACUUUUGGACUCCUGGCAAGAAGCAUUUGGUGGACCUGGAGGUAAAUACCGGCAGUAUCACUGGGCAUAUCUUGAAGUAAAGCGGACAGGUCUAGUGUUUCCAAGACGUCCCAUAGAUGCCCCACCAAUACUUACUCCUCCUGCAAUACACAAUUCUCAAAACUAUGGUUCACCUGGAUAUGCUGCAGGAAGUUUGAAUGAGAGAAUGUCCUCCGAUGUUGAUACUCUGAGUUUAGGAGACUUGAAUAAUAUUCGAAAUGUGACGGAGUUACUGAAUGAUAUGGUGUAUGCUUUGAACCCAUCAGAUCCAGAGGCCGUCAAAGAUGAAAUCAUCACAGAUCUCGUGAGCCAAUGUCGCUCAAAUCAGCAAAAGCUCAUGCAGUUUGUCAGUUCGACAGGGAACGAGCAGUUACUAAAGCAAGGUCUCGAAAUAAAUGAUCGCCUACAAAAUGUGCUUACAAAAUAUGAUGCCAUCGCUUCUGGUACUCAUUUGGCAGUUGAAGCUCCCGUGAGGGAGACAAUUGAGUCUCCUAGGGAGGAUCCACCAGCAAAACCAUCUUCAUCUCCUAUUGAACAAAAUGACGCUUCCAAUGAAGAGGAGGAUGAGUUCGCUCGGCUGGCUCAAAGAAAAAACAAAUCUGUGAUAAGUAGCGAUGAGACGUCAUCAAGCACAAGCACUGUGGACCUUGCCCUCGUACCCAUUGAUCUGCCAAGCUCAGAAUCGCCACCUUCUGUUGCAAGCAAUGCAUUGGUUCCCCUUGAUCCAGCUCCUGCCACUAGUAGUACUCAAACCAAAGAGCAGGAUAUGAUUGACCUUCUAAGCCUCACUUUGUGCAGCCCUACUGAUGAAACUUCUACAGAUUCUUCAGCACAGGGUCAAAAUGGCCUCCAGCAGCCUCCAGAUGGGCAACAAAAUCCUACUGGUAUGCCCCAGUAUCCUCCAACCAACCAGCCAUACUCAGUAAACCAAGGAUAUACUCCACAGAAUAGGAACUAUGUUGCACCUUGGGCCCAAACUGGACCAUAUCCAUCUCAAGCCCAGACCGGACCAUAUCCAUCUCAAGCCCAAACCGGACCAUAUCCAUCUCAAGCCCAAACCGGACCAUAUCCAUCUCAAGCCCAAACCGGACCAUAUCCAUCUCAAGCCCAAACCGGACCAUAUCCAUCUCAAGCCCAAACUGGACCAUAUCCAUCUCAAGCCCAAACCAGACCAUAUCCAUCUCAAGCCCCAGCAUACGCAUCCGGAUAUCCAGUGCCACCUUGGGCGACACCUCCAACUGUCAAUUCUAAUCCUUUCCUGCCGGCUGCUUACCAAGAACAACUCCCCUCGGCAGCAACCACCUACGCAGCUCCCUCACCUUCAUAUAGCUCUCCUCCAGCCUCCCAGCCAAUGCAACAGUACAGUUCUGUGGGUUCUUCAACAAGCAAUGGUCUAACGAUGCCUCAAGCUCCAAAUGGGAAUCAUCAACCGAAGGAUUCUUCAGCAGCGGCAAGCAAACCUUACUACAUACUCGAUAAUUUGUUCAGUGAUUUGAUUGACUUGAAGAGCACCAGUGGUGGAAAUAAGACUGGUACUAGUUUGGGUAGCUCAAAUGGUGGCCAGCCUAUGAUUGGUGGAAAGAAAUAAGUUGUCUCUAAAUGGUACUAGUUUGUGGCUACUUGAUUCAAUGUACAUUUGCUGUAUAUCUCUAUUCCCUCUUUUACAUGUUUGAUUGCGUUGGUUAAUUCGGUGGGUUCAGUUACAUAGAGUAAGCUAGAACAUUGGUGAUGUACAUAAAUGAUUAAUUGCAUCGAGUGGAUUGUUACUUGUUGCGGACUUGCAACACGUAAAAUAUGCUGGCGUUUGGUUUCCCAUGUCAUGCAUGUACCAAUGGCAGGUACCAGUCGAUCCUUUAUCUGCAAAAUUUGUGACCGUUCCUUUGUCACAGGGAUCAUCUGUCUCUUUAGGCCUCGUUUGGUUUCACCGAAACCCCCCGGGAUCCCUGCCUUUUCCCCGGGCCGACAAACCACGAACAGAAUAAACCCUGGAAUUCUCACGAUCGCGUUUGGACGCCCACGAGAAAGGGGUACCCCUGGCCUUUCCCCGGGAAAGGCUCCCACGAGUGCAGACGUCGGGGAGGAAACCCUCGCUCGUUCUGUCUUGCACUCGUGAACGACUGGCGGCGGCGACUGGAAGACCUUCCGUCCACCGCUCCUGCCUCCUCCGACCGGCGACUGCGACGCCCCCUGCCCUCCUCCCUUCGACGCUCUGCCCCUCCGGAUGGGGCGACGGGACCGGGGUCGCCAUCCUACUACUUCCCGGAUCUCGUCUCCGCCCCCAAGAUCUUCACCUUCCGAUGACGACGACGGCCAGGAGAUCAUGCUCCUCUUCGUCCAAGAUCCAAGAGUCUUCUCUCCUGUUUGAGUUUUGUAUCACAAGAACCAAUACGGAAGAACAUCCAUCGUUUGCAGUAGUGUUUCUACCUAACUAUCCUGACCUCACAAGUGAGCACAACCACAUAUACCUCCUUGUGAUGCUAAUCUACACACAAUGUUCUAGUAUAUUUCUGAAGGGGACUACUCAGCCUGUACUAGCUUUGUCCUAAUUUUAACUUAGAAUCUUUAAUUAGGAUAACUUGAAGUAUGCUUGUCUUGCUUAUAAUAACGGUGUAGCAUAAACAUACCAGUUAUUGGAAUUCAAUUGUGUUGAUGAAAGUAGCAUUAGUAUCAUGGUAACUGUUCAGUUUAAAAUUACUCUCAUUCAAAUUCUUCCCUUUUGUACCAAGAUAUGGAACCAAGGUUUGAGCAUAUGUAAUCUUGAUAAUUGGCCUUCGGUUUAAACUCUAUGGACCCAAGGGGACAUUCACUCCAUUAUCUCUAUCCAUUUUACACUUUUUGCGUACGCCAUUGAGUUGAUCUAUUGUUGUCUUAACUUCAAGCUUUAUUUGUAAAAAGUAUGUUAGUGGCAAAGUUAUUAAAAGAUGAAACCAUGUGCUAUUAAGAUUUUGAGUUUUCCUGAGGAUUAUUCAAAGAGAGAACAACAUCUUAUUAUGUUUGGAUCUGUUUGUUUGUGAAAGAUGCAUAUAAAUAAGAAUAUGUGCCAAUAUAUAUUAUGACUUCUGAAUUGAUAUUAUCUUUUUGUAAAGAAUUUUGACUUAUGAUGUGAUUGCAGCAAAGCCAAUUGAUAGUAUUAUUGAUGCAGUGCUGUUAAGUCAUCAAUUACUAAUGUACUGUUAGAAAAUGCCUUUACUGAUUGAAGGAGAAAAUUGCUACCAAGGAGAAAACAUAAGGUAUGUAAUUUUGAAGUACCAAUUUAGAGGUGCAGUUUUGUGUUUUCUUCCAUUGGGCAUUUUACAAUUUGUUCAUGAAUUUGCACAUGCUAACUAUAAGCAGAUGAAUAUCUUGUGGAGAAAACAGAGGGUGUAUACAAAUGAGUUCAUGCUCUUGUCAGUUUUUCUUUGUGGAAUUAUCUUGUGUUUUUGUGUGAAUGCAUCUCUACAACUUUAGCUCCUUAUGUCCACCAUGUCGGCGCUGGUGGCAUUGAACAUGUCGACGAUGGGGGCAGUGCCAUCCUUGAUGAUUCAGUUCAGGAUCUCCCACUUGGCGGCGUCCUUGGCGCUGUAGCUCUCUUUCGGGUUCAGCCCGCAGCCGACGGAGACGACCAUGAACUUGCCGUAUGUUGGAAUAAACCCAAGUCCGCACCUAGUAUAUUUCUCUGCCAUGGUAGGCACUUCUGUUUUGCUGCCAUGCAGCGUUUUUAGCUAGUGUCUAGUUUUCAGUUUCAGUCUUUCUUCAGUCAAUCUAUUAGCGAGUUUAGCUAGAGUAGUUAGUCGCCAGGAGCGAUUCUGGCGUCCACUCUGAUCGCUUGUGGGAUGGAUUUUUUUUCAGUUGUAGCUCAUUUUUCAUUAGCUGAUACCUUCAGUUAUCGUAUACCAAUGUCCUUCUCUGAGCCCCCUUUUCAGUUGCAGCUUUGAAUAAAUUCAGUGAAUUUAGUUUCAUGACGAGAUUAUACAAAGUGAAGCAGUUGGUUAGUAGUAAUCCUUUAAACAUUAUACAAUAUCAAGGAGAAAAGCUCUGACGAGCUUGUCAUUAGUGCCAUCCGGUGCAUAUUAUUCUGAACAUUAUACAAUAUUACAAUUGGAAUAGUUUUUAUACAAUUGAAAAGCUCUGAAGGCUAUUUUCAAACUAGUUUCAGUCUAACAUUCGUUUCUUGCGAAAUGAUGGCUUUCAUGCCGUGGUCAUCUAGGAAUUAAAGAGAACAAUAUUAUACAUAUAAGAACACAAACAGGUGUGUGCUUAUUAUGUUUGCAUCUAUUUCAUUGGGAACAUGGAUAUAAAUAAAUAUAUGUGCUUAUAUAUAGUUUAAAAUUUAUAUUGUAUAGUGACUACGUUGUUGUUUUUUUGCUUUGCAGGUUUCCUAAAGCUAGCCAAUGAAAUGCUUCAAAGAAGUUGAUCUUGGAAGUUUCAGUAGUGACUAUCCCAGCAGCAACACAUUUUGGCAUGGAUGAUUUACACAGAUACAUGUUAAUAAUGGAAGUAAAUGAUUAUCCUUGCUGGAUUUCUACCUUAGUAAGCAUUUCCGCUGUUAAACCAUGAUUAGCACGCUAAAUUUAUUCGCAGUGCCGUUAUUUGUGCGACUGAACAUGUAUAACUUAUGGUCAGCGUGUUUAAUGUGGAUUGAAGUGUUUUAUUUUUUUACUGUU
This is a messenger RNA of Triticum aestivum (bread wheat), 5199 nucleotides long. Its product is annotated as TOM1-like protein 6. Gene Ontology annotation, biological process: protein transport to vacuole involved in ubiquitin-dependent protein catabolic process via the multivesicular body sorting pathway. The coding region runs from base 159 to 2144 and encodes 661 amino acids. The record is from RefSeq and is a predicted model, not a curated record. Lineage: Eukaryota; Viridiplantae; Streptophyta; Magnoliopsida; Poales; Poaceae. The transcript is spliced from 10 exons. Gene Ontology annotation, molecular function: ubiquitin binding; phosphatidylinositol binding.